AUGAUCCAUGGACUUCACGGCUCGUUGAUGGCUGUCCCCGGCUCUGCAGCGUGCCAACCUGUUCUAUCCAACUGCAAAAAGCCUCUCCUAUUCGACCUUAAUGUCUACAACGAUGACGCUAGACAUUCGAUAAUCCGUGCAUGCACUGUUGACGCUGGAAAGCCAAAGGUCAGACGUUCCGCUUUUGUGCCAAUUGCAGCCUAUCAGAACAAGACCAUGGACCACGGAAAAGACGACUUAGGCCCGGAGACCGCUACUAGCAUGUCUAUCACUGCUUCGACUGUUUGUGGCGCAAAGGGGGCCACUGUUGAAGCCCUUUUUACCGCCAACCCACCUAUGCUCAACCCUGGAGUUGACACUGCCUCUGCGGCUGCCCUUUUGGCAACUUAUACCAUCAACAGUCCUUCCUGUGGCGAAACUAUUCUUUUGGCUAAGACAGGCGCCGCUAUUGUUGGCCUAUAUCUUGGUGCGGAGGUCCAGGCACAUAGCGCCGGAGAGCUUAUCAAUAAAUUUGGGUGCCAGGGUACCCAAGUGGUACAGAGCUGCAAUGUCUGGGCUAGAGAAGCUAGAACUGUUGGCCUUUUUGCCGUGGAUGACAUUGCAGAUCUUGAUGAGGUUCAGAGAGCGCUCAAGAAGUGGUCUCGUGGCGGAUGUCUUGAUAUUCCAUCAUCAGCCGGACAGGACAUUCAUCGCCUUUUGAAUUUGGGUAUUCUCACUGCCCCACAAAGUGAUAACUCCACAAACUCCCAUAUGGUUGCGCCAACGUCAGUCCGUGCGAGGACUAGCCUUCAGUCUGUGGCAGCUCGAACAGGAUCUCUGACUGCUCGAGGAGACUGCAACGCCAUCCAAGUUGUCGAAGCAGAUAGCUGUGCAGCACUGGCCGCCCGAUGUGGUAUUCGUGGCAAGGACUUCCUCAAGUUUAACCCGAAGCCAGAUCUCUGCACAACGCUCGUUCCCAAGCAGUGGAUUUGCUGUUCUGAAGGCACUGUUCCAGAUAUGCGGCCAAAACCUCAAGCUGAUGGUACAUGUGCUACUUAUACUAUUAGCUCAGGCGACGGCUGCUGGGCUAUGGCAGACAAUUUCGGAAUUACCCAGGAUAAUAUCGAGAAAUUCAAUAAAAAGACCUGGGGCUGGGCUGGCUGUAGUAGACUACAGCCAGGCCAGGUUAUCUGUCUUAGCAAUGGCAACUCCCCUAUGCCCGCGCAGAUUGAGGGUGUUAGCUGUGGUCCACAAAUGCCUGGUACUAAGAAGCCUUCUGGUCCUUUUAACGGGUCUGAUUUAGCAAAGUUGAAUCCGUGUCCUUUAAAUGCUUGUUGUUCUGGAUGGGGUUUCUGCGGUGUUACAGCUGAAUUUUGUACAGAGUCUCUAGCUGACACAGGUGCUCCUGGAUCAUCUAAGCCUGGUACUAAUAGCUGUAUCUCUAACUGCGGCACUGAUAUUGUGGGAAAUGAGAGCCCAGGGACUUCCUUUAACCGUAUUGGUUACUUCCAGGCUUACAAUACUGCCCGCAGUUGCCUUAAUAUGGACGUUACUGAGAUUGAGGGGGCUUUUAAGGACCUUACACACGUGCAUUUUGCUUUCGCUGGCCUUACUGAGGACUUUGAUGUGCAUAUUGAUGAUACUAUCCGCGAUCAGUUCGACAAAUUCAAAGCUAUGCAGGCACCUUUUAAGAAAAUAGUGUCAAUCGGCGGAUGGGCCCAAUCCACGGAUCAAGACACCUAUAAACGUUAUAGGGAUGCGAUGCUUGGGGCAAACAGAGCAAAAUUCAUUCAAAAUAUCGUUAAUUUUAUCAACGCUAAUAACCUUGAUGGCAUUGAUAUUGAUUGGGAAUACCCCGGUGCAUCUGACCAAGGGAUUCCAGCCUCAGACCCCAUUGAUGCAGAGAAUUACCUUAGGUUCCUUGCCUUCUUAAGAGAAGCUCUCCCACGCGGCGAGAAGUCAAUGUCUAUCGCUCUACCAGCGUCUUAUUGGUAUCUCAAGGCAUUCCCUAUUCGUGCGAUGAACGUCUUCGUCGACUAUUUUAUCUAUAUGACCUACGAUCUUCAUGGCCAAUGGGACUAUGGAAAUAAAUUCGUUAACCCUGGUUGUCCUAAUGGAAACUGCCUUCGCUCCCACGUUAAUCGUACAGAGACAUACAAUUCUCUUGCUAUGAUCACUAAAGCCGGCGUUUUACCCUGGGCUAUUAUGGUUGGUAUCUCAAGUUACGGACGAAGCUUCCGUAUGUCAGACCCAAGCUGCACCGGUCCUAUGUGCACGUUUACUGGUUCUUAUGGACAUUCGGAAGCGGAGCCUGGCAAAUGCACUGAUACCCCUGGCUACAUUGCUAAUGCUGAGCUGAAUGAAAUCUUGACUGAUGCUUUAGCGGGCGUCGAGGGCGUCGCGGCCCAGAAGUGGCAUGAUCCGCAGUCGGAUUCAGAUAUAAUUUCAUGGUCUGGGCAAGGGGUGACCGACUGGGUAGCAUACAUGGAUGAUGAUACCAAAGCACAGCGCAUUGAAUGGGUGCGCAGUUUGAAUCUUGGGGGGACCACUGACUGGGCUAUAGAUUUGGCCAACUGGAAUCGCGGGCCUGAUAAAGCCGGUGGCUGGACAGUCGAAUCAGACAACCUGCAAUGUGACUCAACUACAUGGCCUACCACGCUCGACGACCUAGAGAAAAAUAUUGGUAAGGUGCAGGUAAACUGCCGCGGCCGGGCUGUACUCAGUAUUUUGGCUGGAGACCUGCAAGAUGCCAUUGCCAAGUAUAGAGAGGUUUCGUCUUCGUCUGAUUAUAACGAUAGGUUCAAAUGGUACGCUGAUUGGGUGAAGGAUUCCAUUAAUGCACGCCUGGAGAAAUUCAUGGCUUUCAAAACCGGCGAAGGCCUUAAAUACAUGGACUGUAAAUGGUCUACGAAUAAGGUAAAGGGCCAGGGCCCUUGUACUGAAAUGGAUCUUACUACCGCAGACAACAAGUACGGCCACGAAGGAACCCGCGUCAUCGAGUACACAAUGCGUGACGAAGAACAGUUUUAUAUUGCCCUCCAGAAAGAAGCUGGUAUCGACAAAGAGUGGAUUCAGUGGAAGGAUUAUAGAAUAUAUGAUCCUUUUUGCCGUACAUGCCCCCCAAAGGCAGAUGGCUGCCACCCUGACUACUGCGGAGAUGAUUAUAUUCUGCACAAGAACUUUCCACGGCGCAUUGAAGAUAAGGAUAAGAUCACUGUGGAAAGUCCAAAAGAUACCAUUGAUAAAGCAAUCCCUUACUUGGAUAAAUUAUCAAUCAUUGCAAUCGCUACCCUUUUUGAGAUGCAAAUGGGAGUUUUGGAUGCUGACGCCGCUGAUGUGGUAACUUCCUUUAGCAUGCCUCUUUUUAUGCUACAGGAUGCAUCUAAGUCUAUCGAGGAAAUCAAAAAGAUUGGUAAAGAAGAAAAGGAUAAGAAGACUAAAGAACUUGUUCUUAUGGUUCUAUCUAUUGUUUUCGCGGUUAUUCCUUUCGCUGGAUUUGUUGGCCAGGCAGUUGGCGUUGCUACAAGGUUUGCAGCAGCAGCACUCAUUAUUGGUGAAAUUGGUAGCGCUGCCGUAUCUAUUGUUGAGAUCAUCGACAACCCGGCAUCGGCACCAUUUGCUAUCCUUGGAAUUUUGAUCGGUGCUGAAGGCAUUGAGCUCAAAGGCGCGCGCACUGCCUUUAAGGAGGCUGCUGCCGUCCGCCGGGCGCUUACUGGCAAAUCUCUGGCAUCUUUCUCAGAGGAGUUCGUACGCAAGGAUGCAAUUAUACAGGGGAUUAUCAAGAGCUGCUUCCGGUAG
Molecule: messenger RNA, 3777 nt
Organism: Nannizzia gypsea CBS 118893
Lineage: Eukaryota; Fungi; Ascomycota; Eurotiomycetes; Onygenales; Arthrodermataceae
Product: killer toxin alpha/beta
Exons: 7
Coding region: 1-3777 (1258 amino acids)
Biological process (GO): carbohydrate metabolic process
Molecular function (GO): chitin binding; hydrolase activity, hydrolyzing O-glycosyl compounds
Source: RefSeq, a predicted model, not a curated record